AUAAAUGGAGACAAGAAGCCAGAGAGUGUACUGGAGCCUGCUCUCUUGUCAUUGAUUGAAUUGAUAUGUGAUCUGAAAGUGAUGGAAGAAGGGGUACUGCAACUGCAAUAUGACACCAAUAAGACUCCACUUGGGAAGCUUACAAGAGAACAAAUAUGUGCCGGCUACAAGGAGUUGUCACGUAUUGAUGAAUUACUUGCUAAUGGGAAACUGGGGAAAGAACUUGUACGUGCUUGCAGUGACUACUACACACGAAUUCCUCAUUAUUUUGGGAUGAGUGUGCCACCAGUAAUCCGUACACCAGGAAUGGUGAGAAAAGAAUUGGAACUUCUUGAGGCCCUUGGAGACAUUCAGCUGGCUCUGGACAUGUUCUCAUCGAUUCCGAAUGCCUCGCUUCAUCCAGCUGAUCAACGUUACAAAUCCCUGUGUUGCACCAUGAAGCACGUGGAUCCUUCACAGCAGGAUUACAAGAUAGUGGAGAAGUAUCUCCAGAGCACUCAUGCAGUUACACACAAUCAGUAUGAAAUGAUCCUAGAGGAUCUGUUUGAGUACGAGAAGGACGAGCAGACAGCCAAGUUCCAUGAUUCCUUCUCUGGCAUGGAUCGCGUCUCACAAAUUGGUCUGGGAUCCUUGGUCAAGGCCUUCGAAUUGCGCCUGCCGAAGCCCCCAGCACAGGAUUCAUGGGCAUGUGGUGCACAAGUCCCCAUGGGUCCUGGCAUUCCUUCUGCACUCGAAAACCUCGCACUCAAUUACAACGAAUAUGUGGUGUAUGAUCCAUGGCAGUUGAAGAUGAAAUACAUCCUGAGAGUGAGGUUCAACUUCAAGUGAACUGAUUGAAAUUCCAUGUCUCAAAUAAAUCCUUUCCAC
This is a messenger RNA of Darwinula stevensoni, 867 nucleotides long. Lineage: Eukaryota; Metazoa; Arthropoda; Ostracoda; Podocopida; Darwinulidae. The record is from the annotation of a GenBank genome assembly.